GCUCACACUGGACACCGUUGGGACUUCGGACGGCACAACGCUUUCUUUCACUGAGACUUAAGCGUAGCGGACUAAAAUCUGAAGCUCAAACGCGCUGAAGCAUUAUAUUAUAUCUCUCCCCUUACUCGCUGAAAUGCGAUUCCUCUUCUUCUUCCACCAUUUCUGAUCGUUUUGUUUUUGAUCUCAAGCUCUUGAUGAAUAUGGCGAGGGCUUGGAUCCUUGAUAGCCGAACAUUUGCAAGAAAAGUUAGAAACAUCAGCCAAUCCUCUUCGCAAGUAAUUAAAGAUUGUGAUGCCAAACGAGAAUGCCCAAACUGUCGUUUUAUUAUUGAUAAUACAGAUGUUUCUCCUGAAUGGCCUGGUUUGCCUGCUGGUGUUAAGUUUGAUCCAACUGAUGAAGAAAUAAUGGAUCACUUAGCAGCAAAGUGUGCCGUUGGGAACUUAAAACUACAUGCAUUAAUUGAUGAAUUCAUCCCCACACUAGAUACAGAUCAAGGAAUCUGCUACACUCAUCCAGAAAAUCUCCCCGGUGUUAGUAAAGAUGGAAAUGAUGCCCAUUUCUUUCACAAAACAAGCAAUGCAUAUGCCACGGGCCAAAGGAAGCGCCGCAAAAUUGAAAGUGAAGAUUGUUCAAGCAUGGAACAUUUCCGGUGGCACAAGACUGGUAAAACCAAAGCUGUGAUAGAAAAGGGUGUUCAUAGGGGAUGGAAAAAGAUAUUCUCUCUGUACCGAAGUUCGAAGGGUGGCUCGAAACCCGAAAGGUCGAGCUGGGUGAUACAUCAAUAUCAUUUGGGAGUUGAAGAAGAUGAGAAGGAAGGUGAAUAUGUUUUGUCAAAGAUUUCUUAUCAGCAGCCAAAGCAAUGUAGUAAGAGCAAUGAUAAUAUGCUGAUUGAGGAUUUUGAUGCUUUGCUCCAUCAAACUAGUCCUAGAACUCCCAAGUCGAAUCCUCCGAUACCUCCUCGAUCCGGGAAAUCAUUUGUUUCCAAUGAUGUUGCUGACAAUGGUCUGCCUCAAUCAUUUGCAAAGGAAGAAGAGCUGACUCCAGAAGCAGCUCAUAUUUCAUUGGAGAACAACGUCGGAUUCCCCGGAUGGUUGGCCGGAGAAUCUCAGGGUAUAGAUGAUGCUGAAUUACAUUACUUGGAAGACCACUUAUUGUGCAAUGAAGUCCUGGAUUCUAAUGUUCUUACAAGUAACAGCCAACUAACUCAAAUGUCUUUCCCGCUCCCCGGUAGCAACGGUUGCCACAAUAUCAUGAACGAUAACGUUACGUGUGGAAUUGCAGACCUUGAGAACCUUGAAUUGGAUACUCCACCUGAUUUUCAUCUUGCUGACCUGCAGUUUGGUUCUCAAGAGAGCAUUUUCGACUGGCUCGACAGGAUAUGAAGCGAAAUCUCGUAAGAACAACAUGUUACAAUCUGGCUUUUCGGCCAGAAUCUUCCUC
Cucurbita maxima (winter squash) is the source of this 1440-nucleotide messenger RNA. Its product is annotated as SUPPRESSOR OF GAMMA RESPONSE 1-like. The record is from RefSeq and is a predicted model, not a curated record. The transcript has 6 exons. The coding region runs from base 195 to 1382 and encodes 395 amino acids. Gene Ontology annotation, cellular component: nucleus. Lineage: Eukaryota; Viridiplantae; Streptophyta; Magnoliopsida; Cucurbitales; Cucurbitaceae. Gene Ontology annotation, molecular function: transcription cis-regulatory region binding; DNA-binding transcription factor activity. Gene Ontology annotation, biological process: regulation of DNA-templated transcription.